AUGGAAGGUUCCAGCUCUGACUCCGACCGUCCCCCUGAAGUCCCGGAAGAGGAAGGGACUCCUACACUUAAGCCACCAAAGCAUUCUCCUACAAAAAAGCGCAACAAUGCAACAUCGCGGGUUAACCAACCAUUUUUGCGACACUAUGGGUCAAAAGUCGCCACCACAGUGCAUACUCAACUGCACAAUGCACAGCGGCUUCCACCCGCUACGGCAAGCGAAAUAUCCACUGCAAGGCAAGAGCGCAGCAAGCUGGCUCUUAAUCAGACAGAGGCCGUUGGGUUGAUGCCCUUACAUGAAGACAACAAUGAUAUCCUGAGAGCUGUACCUGAAAGCGUAGAGUUUCAAGUUGAUUUCAAGGAUCCCAACAAAAUCGAGGCCGUAACUCCGCUACAGCGAGACGUAGUGCUACAAAAUGUUAGCAGUUAUACUGUUUCCUUUGGCAUACUACCCCCAUCUUCUUCUGCUUUCUCGCUGUCGAUUCCCCACAAGAAGUCUUUCCUUCCUUCCGGCAUGCAGCAGCGGAUACAGAUUUCCUUCAACCCGCUUGUUUGCGCUCCCCAAUCAGAGUUCAUCCGAAUAAUCUUCUGCACUAAGGCAUCAGAACACAGCUCAUCUCCAAUUAAAAAAAACAGAGACGACGGCAGCGCAUGUGCCCAGACUCCGAUGUAUCUGAAGCUGAUUCACCUGAAAGCAAUAGCUCACUGCACGCCCAGCAAGCAGCAUGCUAUGGUACCUUCCAGCACUAGUUUCAAUGAAUCAUACAGAAAUGAUGACCAAGAGGAUUUUCUACUAUCUUCCAUAGCGGCUAGUGUGGAUUUUGGCCCAACGCACUUGGGGACAGUGGCACAACGUCGCCUUGUUCUUCCUGCUACAACGUUGUUGCCCAUCAAGUUCACAGUAGAACUUAAAGGAAAAAGUGGUGCAUUUUCUGUAAAGCCGUUGAGCGGUAUGAUUGGAGCUCGAGCGCCUGUAACUCUUUGGUUACGAUUUGCUCCCCACCUUCGUUCAGAGUACUCUGAUGAAUUGUUGUUGUACUUCGCCAGUAAAUCCAGUCCUCAUCGAGUAGAGCUUCUAGGGAAGGGCAUACCUGCAGAGAUUGGCAACGAGCCUGAAAAACCUUCUAGCAACGUUGGCAGGGCUCUACAGAGCUUAACUAAGCUGCCAGCGUCAACGCAGGGGGAGACUGAGCCCGCAGACUCCUAUGGAGAAAAGGCACCAGAAGAAGGCACUCCCAAUCAAAACUUGAAACAAUUCGAAAGCUGUGAGAGCCUUCAUACAAAUGAAAAGGAGAAGCCAGGGCCACAGUAUUGCGCCGUUGACUCAGCAGCUCCACAGUGUGUUGAUAUGCCACAGGAUCUGCCCAAGCAAAUUUCCGUUGCUCAAAGCUCUGAGCGGCCUUCAUCUAAACGUGAGCGCAAUGUCAAUGAAGAGAACAACUCUAUCACUACGACGAACACAGUGAAACGCCCUGAGAACAGCAAGUGGGGCGACGAAACUAUUUCAAGGCAGUGCCUUGAUGAGCGCUGGGCAGAUCUCGUAGCAGUCCUCAGAGCACAAAAGCUUGGAACGCAUACAGUCAAAGGUGCUGCUUUACCUUCCGAUACCGCAAUUCAGAAAAUUCAAGUUAAGAAGGCAGAGAACACUCAGCGGCUGCUUAAGCUGUUGCAGCAUCAAGAUAGAAUUCGCAGUAGCUGUUCAUUUUUAGGAGCUCCCGUUGUCCCGUCUUCACAGACCAAUCUGUCUCCGGUCAUUGAACCCGGCUCACGGGAAAUGCAGGACACAUUAAGACAACUGUGGAAACAUGAGCUUACCACCAAAUUUAAGCAAGCUGUUGCUGUAAUCAUUGUUCGCAACAGAAUUGCAAAGCGCCUGUCAGCAAUGCGUUCAUGGGCUCGUUUACGUGGGAUGAGAGAAGAGCCCGUUCAAAGCAAAAUGAAGGACAAGGCAAGCCUGAAAAAUCAACAGAAGCAUCCGCACCUCUCUCAGCCUCCGGUAGAGGAGGCUGCUAGAAGAGCAAGCCAACAGGAAGUCUUAGAACGAAAAAACGUAAUCCAGUACACAGAUUCAAACGAAAGGUGCUUCGCUAGGCACGGGGGUUAUACGCCGCAAACGGCGCCAACCACAUCACAAGUAGCUUCAGCUGGAUUAGAGGCCUCAGCUCCUGCAAACUUUUCGGAAGCUUCUGUGGGUAUGCAAGGCGAAAAACUUGACCUGGUAAAUACCGAGAGCAGUUGGAAAGUAAAACUAUCUCCUCCUCGGCUUUCACUUCCAACAGACAGCAGGGAAGAGUGGGAAAGGCAAAGCAUUCCAGGCCCUCAGUUCUGGGGAAAGGAACAUUUGAAUGUCGGUGAAUUGCUCACGUGCAUGCACCACAAUGCUGCAUUGUCGCCAUUAGCUAAGUGUGACGCUGACGUCUUCCGCCUUAAAGAAACAGAUUUCGUAACAUGCACUGGAGGGCUUGAGGUCACCGACGCUGAUCUCCUGCACAGUUUCUUAGAUGCAACCCCGCCACUGAUCGAUGACAAACCCUGGGCAACACCCAUGAUAGAUUCAUCUCCUAUUCCACAAAGCGCUCAUGAUAUGCGCUCCUGGAAAUCAAAAUCUGAAGGAUCCUCCGUUAGUUUGGAAGUUCCUUCUCUUUUGCCGCCUGAAGACCCCGAUGAACUGGCUGCAUUGACAUGGCGUUUCACCAUGCCGGCAGCUCCCGGCUCAAGCGCGUGCAUGCCGUUGCCUCUGGUCGUGGAAACAGACCUCGCACAUUUUUUUCUCCGGGUGGGCAAAACCGCUUGCUCAGUGUAA
This is a messenger RNA of Eimeria necatrix, 2802 nucleotides long. RefSeq lists its product as hypothetical. The record is from RefSeq and is a predicted model, not a curated record. Bases 1 to 2802 code for a protein of 933 amino acids. Gene Ontology annotation, biological process: cilium movement; cilium assembly. Gene Ontology annotation, cellular component: cilium. Lineage: Eukaryota; Apicomplexa; Conoidasida; Eucoccidiorida; Eimeriidae. The transcript has a single exon.